ACGCUUGGCCUCGAUUGGCUCCUGAAGCUCCCGGUGGUGUUGAAUCAUGGGAGUGAAGAUUUCGUCAGUGUCUUCAGCUUAAAAUGAGCUGUCAGUCCCACAACCAACUUCACACUGCGGCUGAAGACCAUCUGCAGACCACAGAAACUUAUGAGAGCGGUUGGUCUGAGCCCAUGGAGAGGACAAUGGCAAUCACAGAGCUGUUCAGAUACAUCAACUCCUCUCUGCUCAUCAGCCACCGGCCACUGAACGCCUCACCGGCCGAGCAGACGGUCUACGGCGGCUGCGCACACAUGCCUGCCGUCCUCAUCUUCUACCUGGUGCUGCAGUUCAUCAACAUGUUCCUGGGCAUCCCGGCCAACAUCAUGGUACUGUGGCUCAUCCAUAAGAAUAAGGGCGACUCCUCCACCUCAGACAUCUUCAUCGUCCAUUUGGCUGUGCUGGACACUUUCUUCUGCCUCAUUCCUCCACUGGAACUGGCCAACAUCGUCUAUCUGACCACCAGCAGCACCUGGUACGUCCUGCGCUUCUUCUACGGCGUGAAAGACUCGUCGCCGCUCUUCCUGUCCUGCAUCUGUCUGGACAGAUACAUGGCCGUCUGCCAUCCCAUCACCUUCACCGAACUCAAAGACAAGCGCCAUCGCUCUGUGUGUGCCGGCGUUGUGUGGUUCAUCACCUUGGUCUACGCUGCAGCAAAGUGUGUAGGAAACAUCCCUAACUUUGAGAAGGUCUUCACUGUCAUGAUUCUGGCAGCGUUUGCGUUUAUGCUGUUUUGUAACAUCUCCAUUCUCUGGGCCCUGAGACAAUCUGCUCCAGGUCGAGAUGAGAGGCAUCCCGUCAAGAAAAAGGCCUUCAAAAUGGUCGUCAUCAUCUUGGCCAUCAUUGUUAUUAACUACUUCCCGCCGGUGGCUCUAUUUCCUUUUCAAGAGUAUUUCUCUCCGGCGGUCUUCCGCUGUUAUAUCCACUACAUCGCCUUUGGCUUCAUGGACAUCAGCAGCAGCAUUCAGCCGGUUCUGUAUCUGUCGCGGGAGAAGCUGCCCAAAGUCCCGCUGUGCUGCUCGAAAAACACAGAAUGUGCAGAUGAUCCUGUGUUCACCAUCAACCAGUGAGCUGCUGUUAUUGGAGUAUUUCAUUGAUCAGACAGAUGCACUGAACUGCUGUAUGUACAUAAUAAUGUAGGCCGGUGCAUUCUGUGUACGGUAAACAAUGUGUAAUGUUAUAAAAUUAGAGCCAUUACACUCAUUCUGCAGCUUGUUGGUUGUGAGGUGGAAAAAUACUUGGAAAAUGUAUGUAUGCGUUGAUUUUACAUGAGAACAAACUACUGAGGUGUGAAUAUUUUGUGCAUAGAAACAUGUUGUUAUGAGCAUAUUUGCUUGUAGUGGAUUUAAAGGAUUAGUUCAUUUUCAAAUGAAAAAUUACCCUAAGCUU
Ctenopharyngodon idella (grass carp) is the source of this 1428-nucleotide messenger RNA. It is a transcript of the gene hcar2, whose product is annotated as uracil nucleotide/cysteinyl leukotriene receptor. Gene Ontology annotation, molecular function: G protein-coupled receptor activity. The transcript has 2 exons. The record is from RefSeq and is a predicted model, not a curated record. Gene Ontology annotation, biological process: positive regulation of Rho protein signal transduction; phospholipase C-activating G protein-coupled receptor signaling pathway. The coding region runs from base 84 to 1109 and encodes 341 amino acids. Gene Ontology annotation, cellular component: membrane. Lineage: Eukaryota; Metazoa; Chordata; Actinopteri; Cypriniformes; Xenocyprididae.